AUGACGGCUUGUGCUAGGGAUGUUAACGAUGAUGUUGAUAUCGCGGCUAUCCCAUUGCAGUUGUGGAGCGGUUCUGUCGCUCUCGCGCGCUACCUGCUUGACGAACAGGGCAGUCUCUUUAAUGAAAAUCAAAAUCCUCAAACGGGGCGGAUACAUAUUGUGGAGCUUGGUGGCGGUGUGGGUCUGUGCUCAGUUGUAGCUAUGCGGAUACUUUUGUCAUCUUCUAAACCAACAAAAUCAUCAUCAUGCUCGACUUCGACGGCUUGCAGUAGGGUCACUUGUACCGAUCGAUCGGCUGCGGCCGUUUCUCUGGCUGCGGUGAAUCUGCGAAAAAAUUCUGAGGUUGACGAUGCUUCCAGCAUUGAUCUUUUUGCGAAACAGUUCGACUUCUCAGGAGGCAAGCGUGCAGUUGAGGAAUUCUUCACUAAUAUACUUGGACGCCCACAAUCGAACCAGAAACCGAACAAGAUACACGACAAGAAAGACGACAAUCAGGAGACUAUUCUUCUCCUUGGUGCAGACCUCCUUUACGAGCGCGAAUCGACUUUAGACCUAAUAUCUUUCAUCACGGAGCUGCAGGAGGCUAUUAGUAUUGUCACAGAACAAGCAGAGCACCCAUAUGCACAUCACGGGAAGAUCCGUGUAACGAUUAGGCUAUCCUAUGAAGAGCGAGUGUGCUUUUCAAAGGCCACGCUGCGAGAAGAAGUCACUGAAGUACCGCUAUUUCUAGAGGCAAUGGAAAACGAGGGAAUCAACUACUCUUGCAUCAAGGCAGCAACGAGAAAUCAGGAUAAGAACAUGAAAAUUUUAUGUAUAGAACUCUGACAUAAGGACAAGGAUUUGUGAGGUCAUACCUUAUCAUGCUGACAGAUAUAGUAGUCUUUUUUGUUCUCAUCUACUACAUCGAGCGAUCGUCCAAGCGAAGCUACCUUCUAC
Molecule: messenger RNA, 936 nt
Organism: Amoebophrya sp. A25
Lineage: Eukaryota; Dinophyceae; Syndiniales; Amoebophryaceae
Source: the annotation of a GenBank genome assembly